AUGUGGCUCAGACCCCUGAUCAAAGGAAGUACCUUCAAGAGAAACUUCCGUAACAAAUGUAAGAACCAAACAUACCUGUGCUACGAGGUGGAGGUCUGGGAGGGCAACGCCUGGGCCCCAGUGGAGGAGCUCCAGGGCUUCCUGCGCAACCAGGGUGCUGACACACACAGGGAACGCCGUCAUGCAGAGUUGUGCUUCCUGGAUCGGGUCCCUUGUUGGAACCUGGACGGAUUGAAGAAGUACAGACUCACCUGCUACAUCUCCUGGAGCCCCUGCCCUGACUGUGCUCUGGAGCUGGUUCAAUUCCUGGGCUUGAAAAGCAACGUGAGCCUGCGCAUGUGCACUGCUGGCAUCCGAACCACAUUCCCUGGACAUGAGGAUGGGCUGCGCAACCUGCGGGACGCUGGGGCCCAACUCACCAUCAUGACCCGCGAUGAGUAUGAGCACUGCUGGGACACCUUCGUGGACAACCAGGGCCAGCCGUUCAGGGCCAGGGAUGAACUGGAAGUACACAUAGGAGCCCAGUGUCAGAGGCUGGAGAACAUUCUCUGGAAUCCAGGAAACUGAAGGAUGGACUCAAUCUCUCUAAACAGUCGGGGGUCUUCUGGUGAACGACGCAUCAAACACUUUCUUCAAGAAAUGAAAGCGCAUCACGUGCCACCAUCCCCAACUUGUUCUACAGAAACCAGCAAAAGGCAACAAAUGGGCUCAGAAGGAAUUUUUAAAAAUCUGAUUGAUUUACUUUUCAUUUAAAAAUCAAUGAUAUGUUCCAAAUACACACCAGUAACAUUCUA
Myotis lucifugus (little brown bat) is the source of this 794-nucleotide messenger RNA. RefSeq names its product DNA dC->dU-editing enzyme APOBEC-3G-like. The coding region runs from base 1 to 567 and encodes 188 amino acids. The transcript is spliced from 5 exons. The record is from RefSeq and is a predicted model, not a curated record. Lineage: Eukaryota; Metazoa; Chordata; Mammalia; Chiroptera; Vespertilionidae. Gene Ontology annotation, biological process: negative regulation of single stranded viral RNA replication via double stranded DNA intermediate; cytidine to uridine editing; defense response to virus. Gene Ontology annotation, molecular function: RNA binding; zinc ion binding; cytidine deaminase activity. Gene Ontology annotation, cellular component: nucleus; cytoplasm; P-body.